Molecule: messenger RNA, 2166 nt
Organism: Neodiprion virginianus
Lineage: Eukaryota; Metazoa; Arthropoda; Insecta; Hymenoptera; Diprionidae
Product: esterase FE4-like
Exons: 9
Coding region: 164-1936 (590 amino acids)
Source: RefSeq, a predicted model, not a curated record
ACUCAACGUGAUCGGUAGCAGCGGGAAUUCUCUCAUAGUCACAGUCGGUCGCUUUGUGAUAUUGGAGGCAAGUUGGUUUUCCUUUCGCUCUCCUGUGAUGCCGAUCAUUUGUCUCUAAGCCGCGAGUUAUUGUAGUGAAGGGUCGAAUUUGACAGUGAAUAAAAUGUGGCGCAGUGUGAUUGUGAUGUUUAUUUCGCUGGGAAUAGUAUGGAGCCAUAAUCGACUGCCACCCCGGGUGACAACGCAAUACGGAACCUACGUAGGAGUCUGGACUGAAACCGUCUCGAAACAACCCAUUGCCAGUUUCCUUGGGAUUCCUUAUGCCGAAAAGCCUGUUGACCAUCUGCGAUUCAAGAAACCAGUACCAUGGACGGAUCACUGGCGAAGAGGACGAAAUGCUACACAAUACCGUGGGCCCUGUUUAUCAAUCGAAGGAUCCGGGAAAGGGAGCGAGGAUUGCCUAUACUUGAACAUAUUCACCCGCCAAGAAAUCCAAAACUCCAAGCGCGAGAUUAACUCAACGAAACGGGCCGUGAUGGUGUUCGUCAUUAACGAUAUCUUCGGAAAUAACGAUAAUUCCCUUUAUAAGCCAGACUACCUCCUCGAACAUGACAUAAUUUUGAUCACCGUGAACUAUCGUCUUGAUUUUUUUGGCUUUUUCACCACCGGCAACCACGUUGCCCCGGGUAACAACGGCCUGAAGGAUAUCCUGGAAGCGCUUAGGUGGAUUCAGGAGAAUGUAGCGGCCUUCGGGGGUGACCAUAACAGAGUAACCCUGAUGGGGCACGGUCUGGGCGCUGGUGCUGUCCAUUUGCUGGCCCUCUCGGAAAAAUCUGAAGGUCUGUUUCACAGAUACAUAACACAGAGUGGAGCGGCCCACAUGCCCUGGUCCUACCGCUUGCACGCCACGGCGGUAAAUACGUCUUUGGAGUUUGCCGCAUCUUUAAACUGCACCCGCGACACCAAGUGGGAAAUUGUUCAGUGUCUGCGGAAAAUUGAGAACUUCACGAGCAACGAAGAUGACCUCGAGAUAGUCAGAGGAUGGAACAGAUUCGGUCCUACGGACGAGCCGGAGUCCGAUGAGGCCGUCAUCACUGAUCAUCCGCAAACGCUCAUGUCGGAGGGAAAAGCUCGCGACAUUCCGUGGCUAACCGGUGUUGUUGCUGACGAAGGCCUCGUGGUAACUAUUCUAUUUCAUAAAAACGAAUCACUGUGUCACUGGGAGCUGACCGAAAACUUUGAGGAAAUCGUCAAGGCCGUAACAAACUGCGAAUAUUCUGUGAAGAACACGACCAAAUACGCAAAUGAGCUGUUAAAUUUCUACUUCGACGAUAACGUAGCAAUUAAUUGUGCGACGAACUUUAUCGAGUUUGCUGGAGACGCCGUGGUCAAUUGGCCGGUUCACAACGCGGUAUCGAUCCAGGCGAAAAAAAUGAAGUCUCCUGUAUAUUUUUACAAAUUCAACUAUAUCGGCACUUUCACCGCAACUCAGAAAGACGAUGAUCUGAAAAAUUACGGUGUCUGUCACGGAGACGAUUUAAAUUACCUUUUCUCACUGCUCAACGAAUUGCACGCGAACGACCUGCAGCUGAGUGACACUUCGAACGAUACCUCAAUGAAGUACUAUGUUACUGAAAUGUGGGCGAACUUCACAAAGAAUGGAGUCCCCGUUCUGUCGUACAUGCCUGAGUGGGAACCUUAUACGGAGGGACAUGCCUAUAACGAGUUCACGCAAGAUGCAAAUUUCACAAUGAAGGAGGAAUUUUAUCCGGACAGAAUGAAGUUCUGGACCAACCUAAAUGACAAAUUAUUAAUAAUACCAGAAAAGGACAACUCUGAAGGAUCUGAUGGGCGGAGCACGGGAUCUCAAUGUCUUUUUAAGACAUCUGUGGUCUUGCUGCUGCAUCUUUUGAUAGUAAUCAUUUUCGCGCGUUGAAAAUAGAAGAGAAUCAGGAGAACUUUGCACAAUUUGUUCACCACUGAGAGAAAACCAAGGAUAAACUUGUAAAUAACAAAUGAAAUAAUGUUUAGAACCGUAUAAUAUAUAUAUAUGAGGUAAAAUGUAGGCUCCACCUAUAAAUGUAAGAACCUUGCUUGGCUUCGUUCGCUUUCUUGAUCUUAUACUGUAUAUUUGUUGAUAAAUGAUACACGUAUAUUUUUCAUUGA